CUAGAUACUCGAAACUAUGAAAUGGACGGAGGUACAUGUUGUAAAAUUAACACUCUACAGAUUAUGCAAAGCAAAAUUCUGAACCGAAAGUCAAACUUUGGUUGAAAUUUAUGCUGAACUCCAAAAAAAUUUGACACAGAACAAUGCAAGGCUCCAAAAUGCUUUGGUUCGGUCCAAACUUUCCAUAUUACCGAGCUUUUGGAAAUAGCUCAAGAGUUCCUUAUAAUGCAAUUUUUAAAUCUAUUAACCACAAGGGUUUGUUGGAGGCAGCUCACAUAUAAAUGAUGGCUUCCAGGAGAGAAGCUGAGAAUACAAGGUUCAUCCAUGGUCUUGGUGUUAAGAGGAUGAGAAUCUGCUGGAACAGCAUUAUCAGUGAAGAGAAAGAAGGGGAUAUUUUGCAAAGAUUUUCAAGUACAAGUGAACAGCCUUAUACAAACUGGCUCACACUUGGUAUUGGGCCAUGGAGACAAGAUGGCUCAGGCUCAAGCAAGGGUAAAGCAACGGCUGCAGAGAAGAAAAGUGAUUCUGGAUCAACUGGACUUUAUACCAAUUGGCUUACCCUUAAAACUGGCUCAUGCACAGAGGAUGGAUCAAGCAAGUGUAUACAUGCCAUGGAGAAAGUUGAGAGUUCAACACUUAGAAUCAGCUCAUGUAGAGAGGAUGGCUCAAACAAAAAGUUAGAAGGCAGGGAAGAAUCAAUUUUCAAAGGUUAUGUUCCAGAGGACAUCUUGAACAUAAUAUUUUGCCAGCUCCCUCUUCAUACUCUGUUCCAAGUUCAAAUUGUUAGUACUUCAUGGCAAAGUCUUAUUUCUAGCUCUGCUUACUUUCACAAUCUGUGGGAGCAGAACAAUAUGCAAAUGUGGCUAAUCAUGGAUCUUUAUGAUGAAACAAGUGGGUCUUCUAAUGGGGUUGCUCUCUAUGAUGUCAAUAGAACGCUAAGGUACAAGAAGGUUUUUAAUGAUGAUGAGUGGAGAUGCAGUAACUCAGAAUGGUUUCUCAGAGCUGGAGACGGGGGCCUGUUGAUUUACAGCUGCAAGAGAAAAGGAACCCUUAGAGUGAUCAAUCCAUUGACUAUGCAGUCUCAUUGUCUUGAAGAUGCAAGACUGACCAGAAAAAGCAAGAUUUCAUGUUACAUGAAAAAAUAUCAUGAUGAUGUGGCUGUGAAGCUCAAGUUUGAUCCAAAAGAAAAGAGUUAUGAGGUGUCCAGAUUAAUUGGGCCUCCAAUAUUUGAAGUUUCGAAGCUCAAGGUAUACACACUAACACACAGUGAUAUCACAUCCAAGAUAACACUCGCCAUUUCCCAAACCAUCAAUAAUGAUCAGAGAUUUUUGCAUUCGAUGCGAGGAGUGCAGGCAGCUCCCAUUGUUGCGUCCUGUUUGCAAAUUAUUGUUGGAUUCAGUGGUCUCUGGGCUAUUGUUGCUAGGUUUUUAAGUCCACUUUCUGCCGUUCCUCUAGUAACUCUUGUGGGGCUUGGGCUCUAUUAACUUGGCUUCCCUGGGGUAUGUAUAUAGGAAUCAUUUCCCUAGACACCACUUGCUUAAACAAAUGUCUAUUUAGCUUGGAUUAAUGGCAACUUGCUUAUAAUAUUCAGCUUGAAUGAAUACUACUUGAGCAGAAUGUCAUUUUGUUUCAGUGACACUUAAUUCAUAUAAUCCUUAAUUCAGGAUCAUUGAUGGGUUACAUGGUUGCGGAACUCCCAAAUCUAGGAGAGCUUGUGUGGCUUAUUGCUAUUUGAUUUGGUCACUUGGAGAGUAAUCUAAGUUGGAGGUUGUGCACACCUUUCAAGUUCGUAAUUUAAAUUUUUAAGGCAGUAGAGCCAUUGGUAAAUAAUUUGCAUGCAAUGAAACUGGGUGGAGCAAGACUUAAAUGCAUGCUUUUGCUUUGAGAGAUAUUAAUUAAGUUUGAAUGGAGAGAGCAUCUCAUUGAAAUGGUUUACUAGUAGAAGAUUUAGAAAACUUUUAAGCCAAUUAAUAAUUGGGCUAUUGAAUUUGUGAAUUUUCUUAUUCAAGUGAUGAAUUUUACUGGUUUUACGGUU
Messenger RNA from Cryptomeria japonica (Japanese cedar), 2035 nucleotides. RefSeq lists its product as uncharacterized. The transcript is spliced from 4 exons. The coding region runs from base 282 to 1484 and encodes 400 amino acids. NCBI's taxonomy places the organism in Eukaryota, Viridiplantae, Streptophyta, Pinopsida, Cupressales, Cupressaceae. The record is from RefSeq and is a predicted model, not a curated record. Gene Ontology annotation, molecular function: protein binding; transporter activity.